UUCUGGUUUUUUUCUCUAAUUUUGAAUUAUUAAUGCUCCAUGCUUCAUUUUGAAAGUUCUUUCUUUUUACAUUCUUUUGGGAAUAUAAUAUUCUUUUUAGUUCUUCCUUUUUGAUAUUUCGGCUUUUUGUCUUGAAAUUUUUUAUGGGUUUCUCUUGAUUCUGGAGAAGAGCUCACAAGGGUUGAUAGCUUUAAUAUUUUCCAUGCAUUUUCAUUAAAACUCCUCAUAGUUUUCUAUGAGCUUCUCCCAUUGCUAGUUUAUGGGCUCAAUAUUUUUAUUUUAUUUUUAUUUCUAUUCUGUUGGUUAAAGCUAAUUAGGCAGGGUUUUCUGAAUAUUGGUCUGUCUUUUUCUUUGUUGUUGAUGUUGUUAUUUUCAUUAUUAUUAUUAUUAUUUAUUAUUUGGGUGAAGGCUUCUUGUAGACUAAUGUCUUUAGUUUGAUUUAGAUUGAAAUAUAUCUUCUUCUUUUUUUUUUUUGAGAGAGAGAGAGAGAUCUUGUAAUCUGUGUGCUUAUAUUGAUUGAAAACUGAAUUAUACAGGGCCUUUAGGAAUUGGAUGUCUUGAGAAUCAUGGUUUUUAAGGAAGGGGAUACAGUGGAGGUCUUAAGAAGUGGAGAUGGACCUUUAGGUUCGUGGUAUUCUGCUAAAAUUGUAUUAGGUGAUGUUGGCAAUUACCUUGUUAGAUACCAACUCUUACUAACUGUUAAUGGAGACCCCAUCUUGGAGAGAGUAAGUGAGGAUGACAUUAGGCCUAUUCCAGCAUUAAAAGUUGGUGGGAAUUGGCUUAUUGGAGAUACCAUUGAAGCUUUUGAUGGCCAUUGUUGGAGAGUCGGUAAAGUUUCUGAUGUGCUUCAUAAUGGCUGGUUUAUCAUCGAAUUCUUUGGGUCCUCUCAAUUUAAAUCGUACCACAAGUCUAGUAUAAGGGAUCAUCAAUCUUGGCAAGGCAAUGAAUGGAUCUUACUUGGAAAGGGAGCUGGAAAUAUAAACCUUGAUGAUAUGCUGUCCAGUUCAAGACAUUCUCAGAAAUCAGAUAUUGGAGUGCAAAAAAUGAAGAAAAACGAGUCAUCCUUUGAUAACGUGUCGAUAAGGGGCAUCCAUAAGCGGAGGUCAGUUGCGAAAGGAAAUGGGUAUAAAGGGAUUGCCAUGGGAAAAUCCUUUACAUUGCCUGAAAAGAUGCACCCUGUUUCUUUUCCCCAAAAAAGAAGGGGUGGGAAACCAAUGUUCUCUUUCACUGUAGAGAGAAAAAGUGGUGGUUUUGAAGUGGAAAAAACUGAUGCAUGUCCUAUAUUUAACGAGUUUUCUGAGGGAGGAGAUAGCAACUGUUCUAUUGCUAGUUGUAGUGGAGGACCCAGGGAUAACUUCCUUGGCGAUUGUUAUGCUCUCAAUUCUAGACAACCCUCUAAGGAAUGUGAUAUGGGUAUUUCUUUUGAUGGCGGAAAAGCUUACUCUGAAUCUGAAUUUCGUGGAAAUUCCUCUUCUUCAGAAGAAUUAGCUACAAAUGUUCAUAUGUUAGAGCUAAAUGCAUAUCAUCAUACUGUGCAGGCUCUACAUGCUUCUGGUCCCUUGAGUUGGGAGCAAGAAGCCCUUUUGACAAACCUCCGGCUCUCUCUUCACAUCACAAAUGAAGAGCACUUGUUCGAGCUUAGGCACCUUUGCACUCCUCAAGUUGUAUAGCUAUUCUUUCUAUUUCCCUAGCUGUGCUUAACCUUCAUAGGUUUUCAUUCUUGUUUUCCCAUUAUGGCAGUUAGAUACAUUGUACAUAGCGGGGUUAUACUUCUGUUCUUGUAGCUUACUAGGUAUUCCCUUGGUAGAUGGGUAUACCUUUCUUUGAAUUAUAUGUUUUUAUAGCUUGCUUUCGAAGGUAUGACUCAUCAAGUCUUGAAGUAUCUGGAGUUUCUGUGUUGGUUAUAAUCUCAAGAUACAAAUCUGCUUUGAUAAUUGCAGAGUUCUCAUCAAUGAAAUACCAAGGCAUAUGCUUUAGAAGAAUCUGUGAAGUUCUGUCUUUCUAUUGUAAACUUUGCAUUUGUUCCUAUUCAUAAUCUGGUUUCUUUC
Amborella trichopoda is the source of this 2048-nucleotide messenger RNA. NCBI's taxonomy places the organism in Eukaryota, Viridiplantae, Streptophyta, Magnoliopsida, Amborellales, Amborellaceae. The record is from RefSeq and is a predicted model, not a curated record.